GUCCACCCCAGUGGCCGCCUUUAAACCAGUAGAUGACAAAGGAGGACACGAGAAAAAGAGAGCAAGAAAUCGGGCCGAAAGGAAGAGGAAACCGCGGCUAAUUUUUCACCACCUCGCACUGUGCAGCCGACCUUGCCAGCCAACCCAUCACGUUCGUCUCUGCACUCCGUCCUCGUGGUACAGUCAACGCACACAACACAUAUGCUCCCCCCCUCCUUCUCUCUCCUCCUCCCUCUCUCCUCCCUCUCUCUUUCUCUCUCUAGCUAAGCCAUGGCCAGCACGGAGGAGCCCAACAGGCCACCCGCCUCCUCCUCCUCCCUCUACGACUCCUCCUCCUCCCCCACCCAGCCCCUCCUCUCCACGCCCCCGCCCGAGGCGGACGGGCGGCCCGAGUCCGAACCCGACCCGACCCAGUACCUCCAGAUCACCUACAACUACGGCCCCCGCCCCUUCAAGGACCUCCCCUUCCUCGUCCUCUUCCUCCUCGCCGCCCUCCUCACCUUCGGCUUCGGCAUCUUCGCCAGCUUCCACCGCAACGCCGACUACUCCGACCUCUCCUCCUACUCCUACAACUCCACUUCCUCCUCCUGCGUCGACAGCUCCACCGCUUCCCUCGCCCGCCCCCGCCACGCCCUUUAUGUUUCCUCGUCUCUGUCUUCCAGCGCGCUGACGGAUUUGAUAUGGGUCCUCGUCAUUACUCUGAUCUUGAGCGUGCCCAUUUGCUUCUCGCUCCUCCUCUUGCUCAAGCACUACGCCAAGCAGGUCGUCUACGCCUCGCUGCCCUUCUUCGUGCUGCUGCCCGUCUUCUUGAACGUCUACUGGUUCGUCGCAUGCACCGUCAGCUCCAGCUGCAGCGACGAUUUCCCCUUGGUUUACAGGAUCUUGGUGCUGGUGUUCGUGUUCCUGGUCGUUGCGGUGAUCGUCUGGAUCUUCGUGGCUAAUUGGCACCGAAUCGAGCUCACCGUCAGGAUAAUUCGGGUCGCCUCCGAUGCUCUGUCGAGGAAUCUGGCCUUGUUUUGGGUGUUGCCCUGUAUGACUCUCGGCCUGUUGAUUUACUAUGCUCCCAUUAUCGUGUUCUUGGUGCUCGCCAGGCAAAAUGGGGAUAUCGUCGCGACCGAAUCGGACGGAGAGUACACCUGUGAGUGGAAGCAGGAUAGUUGGGUGCCUGCUUAUUUCGCAUUGGCGAUCCUUACUAUGCUGUGGUCUUUGACGGUGGCGAUCGAAGCUCAGGUCUAUGUGAUCAGCGGGACCAUUGCCCAGUGGUACUUCUCCAAGGAGGAUACGCCUCCGAGGAAGAGUAUUAGAAGUUCUUUAAGGAAUGCUUUUGGUCCUUCCUCGGGAACAAUAUGUCUCUCUGGAUUACUUAUUUGUGUAGUUCGUAUGGUGCGGACUAUAGUUGAUGGUGCAAAACGGGAAGAUGCCCCUGGAUUCGUGAACAUUGUGCUCCGUUGCUGUGUUAACGCCUUUUUAUGGGCUAUUGAAUUCUUAAAUAAGUUCACCAUAACCUUUGCGGCCAUAACAGGUGAAGCCUACUGCACAUCUGCUAGGAUGACAUAUGAGCUUUUGAAGCGCAAUCUCCUUUCUGCUGUCUUUGUGGAGACUAUUUCAACCCGAUUACUAGCAGGGAUUGUUUUUGUAUUCUCAGCAAUAUAUGCAGUUGUGGUCUGGGCUAUUUUAGAAGGCGUAAGCGACCUUGGAGUGGACUCUUACCUUGUGGCUGUUCUGGCAUGGGUGCUGCUGAUUGUGGUGCUGGGCUUCUUUAUCCAUGUUUUGGAUGAUGUGAUAGACACCGUGUACGUGUGUUAUGCUGUAGAUAGGGAUAGAGGGGAAGUCUGUAAACAGGAUGUCCACGAGGUCUAUGUUCAUCUUCCCCUCAGUAGAAACAGUAGGUCGUCUCUCGUCUCGCGGAACCUUGCUGUAUGAGUAUUCAUGUUUCUGUGAUUCUGUAUUUCCAAUUUGUUCUCUGUGAAGUUAUAACUGCCCAGUUCGCAUGUUCAUACCUUCAAUUGUUGGAUUGUACAAUUUUGAGGCUGUCAAUAAAGAGAGUGAUUCUUUUGGCAA
Messenger RNA from Eucalyptus grandis, 2061 nucleotides. Its product is annotated as CTL-like protein DDB_G0288717. The record is from RefSeq and is a predicted model, not a curated record. Gene Ontology annotation, molecular function: transmembrane transporter activity. The transcript is spliced from 3 exons. Bases 271 to 1923 code for a protein of 550 amino acids. Gene Ontology annotation, biological process: transmembrane transport. NCBI's taxonomy places the organism in Eukaryota, Viridiplantae, Streptophyta, Magnoliopsida, Myrtales, Myrtaceae. Gene Ontology annotation, cellular component: membrane.